AGCUUGACUUUCCUGUCUGAUCCAACUGCACUGUACUUAACGGCCGGAUCCGAUUUAAAUCUGACAAGAUGGGAGAAGCACGCAGACGUUGGACCGCUACGGAGGAUACCCUUCUCUGGGAACUCUAUCAGAUACAGGAAAAGGUGCCUACCGGCAAAUGUCGAAAGGUCAACUGGAACGAAAUCGCCCGACAGAUUCCUGGACGGAGUAAUAAAGACUGCCGGAAACGAUACUACAACCGAUUCACAGGAGGACUGCGAAAGGGAUCUUGGACCCCAGAAGAAGAUGAAAGGUUAACGGCUCUAGUCGAGAGAUAUAAUUACAGAUGGGCCAUGAUAGCGCAAAAGAUGGAGACGAGGAACGCAGACCAGUGUUCUAAGCGCUGGCACCACUGCCUGAAUCCGGAGCUAGAGAGGAGUCCGUGGACAGACCAUGAGAAUCAACUACUUUUAGCAGCAGUCAAGACACACGGAAGCAGUUGGAAGGACAUUCAAAAGUACCAUUUCCCGACUCGAUCGGCAAACAACAUCAAGAACCAAUACACGAUAUUAAGCCGGAGGAUUACCGAGGCAGUACCUGUUCGGCCCUGCUGUGAUUCUUCGUUGCUCGAUGUACCUCGAACCAAACUUCCCCCAACCUCGAACCCUACGAUCCAGAAUGGCCAGACUAGUCGCGAGGCCAGUCAGGAUGCAUAUUCCUAUUGCUCUCUCUCAUCGACACCUCAGUUGUCUGCCAUGGACUACAUGGCCACCAUUCCAGACAUGCCUAUGAAUAAUCUCGACUUCGACGCUCCCCUACCUUUCGUCCAACCUGAUGUGUCCGGCCAACUUGCGGGCUACUGGCCGCCACAACUCUUAAACGGGACCGCCAGCUCAGAUAUGGUUGGCUGUGAGUCUUCAUCGAUGGGAUAUGGCGUCGGAGUGCCCCCGGCUGCAGAAAAUAGCCAACCAUACUUCGUCGAGAUGGAAGAUUCAUGGAACCAAAGGGGAUCUUUCGAACGGUUUCCCAAUAUAAAUACGGCCCCUGGGUUCUAACAUUGUUGUGGAGGUUCUGAAGUGAUUGUUACGAGUUUAACGACAUGGGAAUAAAUACCAGGGCGGAUUAUGGCGCAGUGGGUAUUCCAGGAUAGAUCAGUUUGCGGGGAAACACGGCGUGCUCGCAAAUAUGCCUCGAUGGCUAAACUAUUGAAAUUCAUUUCUUUCUCUAUCUGUGUAUUUCUUUCUCUAUUGCCUCUAUUCUACCUGGCGCAGUCCGGGGGGGGAAGCUUUCACACAAAACGGCUGACAAGUAUAGAAAUCACAUCGUGGAGUAUAUACAUGGGUUCAUUUGAGAUGUCACUCUAGAGAUAUAAGCUAGGGAGGUUCACCUAAUAUAUAUAGUGUAUUUUACGAGCUCAAUCCC
This is a messenger RNA of Aspergillus ochraceoroseus IBT 24754, 1401 nucleotides long. Its product is annotated as SANT/Myb-like DNA-binding domain-containing protein. NCBI's taxonomy places the organism in Eukaryota, Fungi, Ascomycota, Eurotiomycetes, Eurotiales, Aspergillaceae. The transcript has 6 exons. The record is from RefSeq and is a predicted model, not a curated record. Bases 69 to 1034 code for a protein of 321 amino acids. Gene Ontology annotation, cellular component: nucleus. Gene Ontology annotation, biological process: regulation of DNA-templated transcription. Gene Ontology annotation, molecular function: DNA-binding transcription factor activity, RNA polymerase II-specific; RNA polymerase II cis-regulatory region sequence-specific DNA binding.